AGCGGGCCGCGAUCACGUAAUCUCCCCCCUCCAGCCAGUCCAAUGUUUAAAGAGCCUCCACUCUCCACUCCAGAUACUUACACAACAGAGCCGCGUCAGCAGUCACCGCAGUCGGGUGUCAAGGGCAAACUGACCACGCAGCUUCCUUCCAGUUUCUAGAAACAAGUAAGCUUACUUCGACUUGUAUAGGGAUAAAGGAGUGACACCAAACAACUACCAUGGAGCCUGUUGAACUUUAUGGUUUCAAGAUCAGCCCACCUCUCCGUGCAACAAUGAUGACCUGUGAAGCACUAGAUGUCAAAUACAAACUCAAAUUCCUUGAUGUUACAAAGUGGGAUCAUCACAAACCAGAAUACUUGAAGCUGAAUCCAAUUCACUCCAUUCCAACAUUGGUGGAUGGUGACUAUGUUCUUUUUGACAGUCAUGCCAUAUCCUGCUACCUUGUCAAUGCAUAUGGUAAGGAUGACAAAUGGUACCCCAAAGAACCCCGUCUUCGAGGAGUUGUUGAUCAACGACUGCAUUUCGACAAUGGUGUUCUCGGUCCAGCAUUGAAGAAGAUGGGGGUCCCUGUUCUGUUUGGCGAAAAACCUAACCCCGACCAUAUCGCACAUGUGAAGGAAGUCUUGGAAGACCUCGACAAACUCUUGGGUGACAGCCAAUUCAUUGCUCUCGACUGGCCCACAAUUGCAGACUGUCAUUGCUCAGCGGCAGCCAUCAGUGCUGAGAGUCUGUUGCCGGAUGUUGUACCUCCACGAGUAUCUGCUUGGCUACGGCGCUGUGAAGAGAAACUCCCUGGUUUUCAGAAGGUUCACGGUCCUGCACUUGAACAAAUGAAGCAAGCGUUCAGUGGGGGUCCAGUACAACUGAGUUAAUUGAUUGAUUAUGAACCUGAAGCUUUCAACAGAGGAAAGAUUGUUUUUUAUAAUGUUACAAAUAAUACUGGAUACAUUUCACAUAAAUAUUUUAAUAUAUCCACAUUUACAAAAUGUAGCUGAAUAAAGGAACAUCCAAUGUGUGCUAAUAUUACAGCAA
This is a messenger RNA of Frankliniella occidentalis (western flower thrips), 1032 nucleotides long. RefSeq names its product glutathione S-transferase 1. The transcript has 6 exons. NCBI's taxonomy places the organism in Eukaryota, Metazoa, Arthropoda, Insecta, Thysanoptera, Thripidae. The record is from RefSeq and is a predicted model, not a curated record. Bases 219 to 872 code for a protein of 217 amino acids. Gene Ontology annotation, biological process: glutathione metabolic process. Gene Ontology annotation, molecular function: glutathione transferase activity.